This is a messenger RNA of Procambarus clarkii (red swamp crayfish), 1025 nucleotides long. RefSeq lists its product as uncharacterized. NCBI's taxonomy places the organism in Eukaryota, Metazoa, Arthropoda, Malacostraca, Decapoda, Cambaridae. The record is from RefSeq and is a predicted model, not a curated record.
GGGAUGGAAGGAAUGACAGGAAUAUAUAAGCCCUCGUUUCUGAUCUGUCAGUCACAAGGUGUGAACACACGGACAAAGCCACACUCCUGACCUACUGAGUCGUGAACCCGUCGUCCAUCAACCACCACAAUGAAGGUGUUAAUGGUUAUCUUCCUGACGGCUGUAGUGAUGCUGGCAUUUGCCCAACACUACAGUGCUGAACAUGGAGGUCACAGUGGUGAACAUGGAGGUCCCAGUGGUGCACGCGAAGAAAGCGCGUGCCUUUAUAAGGUUUGUGGCAACAGCACAACCUGUGUGAAAUGCGUCAGAGCCCUGAGACUGACACAUAGAGUCAUGAAGAGCUGCCUAGGCUCCGACUGCACCAACGUAGCGACUGUGAGCACCUGCAUCACCACAGCUAAGAACAACACAUGUUUCACCACUACUGGCUGAGUUGAAUGCCUCAACUACGUCCAGUCUGUCCUGCUGACGAACCGGAUCACUAUCACUGAUGACGACUGACUUCGACAUUGUCUUUUGGCAACCAUAUUGGCUCUCUAUUUGUUGGCAACCAUAUUGGCUCACCAUCUGUUGGGAUGCAGCCUGGUUUAUAAUCUGUUGGCAUGCAAGCUGCAAGUUGGUUCAGGCUGUUGGUAUGCAGCCUGAACCAACGUCUCAUGCAACAAAACCCACCAUCAGCCAACAAAACUCCUAUCCACUACUUGCUGGCGUGUAACUCUCUCUCACCACGUUAUCAAACACAUAAAUGGCACAAAACAGAUGAAAGAUAUAGUUAAAGAUAGAAGGAAUGUCAACAAAUAAAAUAAAUACAAAUAUCCCCCUAGCAGCACAAGCGUUCAAAAGCAGCACGCAAUUCUUUCCUCAAUUGGCAGUCAUUUAAUGUAUCAUCUCCGCUCCAGCCCAUCGGCAGGAAGAUAUCUUUAUCUAUACUCUAUUAAUGUUUUGUCAUUACUUUGUCAUUUACAGCUUUAUUUGUCAUUUACAACUUUGUCAUUUACAGCUUUAAAAUAAAUUUGCUUGUAGUA